Molecule: messenger RNA, 1791 nt
Organism: Oenanthe melanoleuca
Lineage: Eukaryota; Metazoa; Chordata; Aves; Passeriformes; Muscicapidae
Gene: NSUN5
Product: NOP2/Sun RNA methyltransferase 5
Exons: 9
Coding region: 39-1514 (491 amino acids)
Biological process (GO): rRNA base methylation
Cellular component (GO): nucleolus
Molecular function (GO): methyltransferase activity
Source: RefSeq, a predicted model, not a curated record
GGCCCCGGAGGCCCCGGCGGAAGCGGCGCGGGGCGCACAUGGCGCUGUACAGCGCGGCGGCCGCGGUGCUGGCGGGGCUGGAGCGCGGCGAGGGCGGCCUCAAGAGCCUCGUGUACAACAGCGGCUUCCCGCACGUCCGGCAGCUGUACGCGCUCGUGUCCGAGACCCUCCGCUACGCCUCGGUGCUGGAGAAGCUGCUGGAUGGAGCCGCUCUGCUGCAGGCCGAGAAGAAGCUGGAGCCGCAGCUGGCGAAGGUCCUGGUGUAUGACCUGCUCUUCGGCAAGGGGCUGAAGUGCGGGGGCCGGUGGAAGGCGCUGGCCCGGCGGCACCGGGCGCGGCUGGAGGCCGAGCUGGCCCGCAUGAAAGUGCGGCACAAGGUGAGCCGCAACGAGGACCUGCUGGCCCCGGAGAAGGUGGUAAGCGCCGCAGGUGAGUGGGCUCGGGCUGGGUGGGCACCCUGUGUUGGGAGCAGUGAUGGGCUGUGUCUGACCUGGCCGGCCCCUGCAGCCUCCCAGGUCCCACGUUACGUCCGGGUCAACACCCUGAAGACUUGUGUGGACGAUGUGAUCGACUUCUUCAAGCGCCAGGGAUAUGCCUACCUGGGCAAGGCAGCCAGCAUGGAGGAGCUGAAGGCCCUUUCUGGAAAAAAAUUCUUGCUGGAUCUGCAUCUCCCGGAGCUGCUGGUUUUUCCUUCGCAGACAGAUCUCCAUGACAACCUGCUGUAUACUUCAGGACACAUAAUUCUGCAGGACAAGGCCAGCUGCCUCCCUGCCUUCCUCCUCAGUCCUGUUGCCGGCUCCUACGUCAUCGAUGCCUGUGCUGCCCCUGGAAACAAGACAAGCCACCUGGCUGCCAUCCUGAAGAACAAGGGACAGAUCUUUGCCUUUGAUGUGGACCCCAAGCGCGUGGCCACCAUGAACACGCUGCUGACACGGGCAGGGGUCACUGGCUGCCAGUUGGCCCAGCAGGACUUCCUGACCGUGGACCCCAGAGACCCCAAAUACAGCAGGGUGACCCACAUCCUUCUCGACCCAUCCUGCAGCGGCUCAGGGAUGGUGACCCGGGGGCCAGGGGAGGAGGCAGCCUCGAGUGCUGAACGCUUGCAGGCCCUGGCUGGCUUCCAGCGUCGGGUCCUCAACCACGCCCUGAGCUUUCCAGCUCUCCAGCGCCUGGUCUACUCCACCUGCUCCCUACACCAGGAGGAAAACGAGGAUGUGGUGCAGGCUGUGCUGCAGAAGUGGGGCUCAGCCUUCAGGCUGGUGCCUGCCUUCCCAUCCUGGCCCUGCCGAGGACUUGCUGCCUUCUCUGGAGCAGAGAGCUGCCUGCGUGCUUCCCCUGCAGAGACCCUCACCCACGGCUUCUUCGUGGCUGUGCUGGAGCGCUGCAAGGAAGGGGCUGCUGCCCCCAGCUCCCUGCCUGCAGCAGCCAAGGAGAACCCACAGCCAGGAGAGGGAAUGGAGCCAGGUGCUGCUCCCAAAAAGAGGAAGAAGAAGAAGCAGCGGGUGAAAGAGUGAAACAUUCUUUGGACAAACCCCUGCACAGCUGGGCCUCGUGGGGAACACAUACUGGUCCAAACACGAGUCAAGCGGCAGUCAUAGUGAGAAUUCUGUAACACUGGGGACUGAGUGUCCCCACUCUGCACCCUGAAGGGCUGAGGUCCUCCAGCUGGAUUGAGGGUGGUUUAUCAUAUUCCCCCCAGAAAAAUUCCAACCCCCAGCCCGAUGUGGACCUUUGAAAAAGCAUUUCACUGUAGGGAUGAAGCAGAUUAAAAGUUUCUCUUUCUUCACUGUC